CCGAUGAUCGACGCCGCAUCACAUCGCCAUUUACAUGUGUUUACCAAUGACUUCAUUCGCGGAAUUAUACACACGAGAUGAUCGACACGGCCCAUUCUGCUUCUCUAUUUAGCCGUACCCAGACCUUCCACGAACAAAUAUAGUAUAUGAGAUACACGCUUUGUAGCUAUCUAUAAUCUAUCAUCUUUGCUCCGUCCAAAGUCGUUAUGGCUCCGAUAAAGACUUGCGUUCUAGGCACUGGACUCAGUGGCCUAACCUUCCAGAUCCCGUUCAUACUCGCCUUGUCUGAUCUCUUCUCAUUGCACUCCGUCCUGGAGCGCAACCCCACUUCAGAGGGCGGAAAAGUCAAAGAGCGUUUCGGUGUUACGACCAAGAUACAUAGAUCGCUUGAGGAUGUCCUUGCAGAUCCAGAGAUUGAGCUCAUAAUUGUCAACACGCCAAGUUCGACGCAUUUUGAGUUCGCAAAACGAAGCCUGGAGGCAGGAAAGCAUGUGCUUGUUGAGAAGCCCGUAACAAGUACAGCAGCUGAAGCGCGUCAGCUCGGCGAGCUAGCGAAGGCAAAGAACUUGGUGCUAUAUGCGUUUCAGAAUCGUCGCUGGGACUCGGAUUUCCUUGCGUUAAGGCGUUUAUUGGAAGAACCAGCCUCAUCACCCUUUAACAUGGGCGAUCUCGUUGAGUUCAAUUCUCAUUAUGACCGGUACCGCAUGACAUUAAAAGGAGGUUGGAAAGAUGCUAAACUCCCAGCAUCCGGCCAAACCUACGACCUCGGCACUCACUUGAUUGAUCAAGUCGUAUCACUUUUCGGAAGACCGACAAAGGUCACUGGGUUCAUCGAGAAUGUACGUCAAAUCGGUGACCCCGAUCUCGACGAUUCGUUCAACAUCAUACUGCGGUACCCUGCCACAGCUACACGCAAAUAUGCGAUGACCGUUCUCCUUCGUGGACAUAUUAUCUCCGCCCGAGAUCCGCAGAUCCGUUUUGCCAUUCGUGGGACGAAGGGUACAUUCCUCAAAUAUGCCCUUGACGUGCAAGAGGAUCAGCUCAAGGCUAUGCCAUCCCCUCAAGGCAUAUUUGACCCCGCAUACGGAAAAGAACCAGAAGAUAUAUGGGGAGUAGUGUUUAUCAGGGACGAGGCAGGAAAUAUAACAAAGAAGCAUUCUAGAUGGCCUUCGAGUGACAAGGGUUGUUAUAUCGAACUGUUCAAGAAUCUGGCUGGCGCUAUUCGGAACGGGGAGGAAUUAAAGGUGAAGUGGGAAGAAGCAACGACAGUGCUGGAGAUCAUCGAAGCUGCAUACCAAAGCUCGAAGGAAGAACGCACCAUCACACUUGCAUAA
Fomitiporia mediterranea MF3/22 is the source of this 1334-nucleotide messenger RNA. RefSeq names its product NAD-binding protein. The record is from RefSeq and is a predicted model, not a curated record. Lineage: Eukaryota; Fungi; Basidiomycota; Agaricomycetes; Hymenochaetales; Hymenochaetaceae. Gene Ontology annotation, molecular function: nucleotide binding. Bases 207 to 1334 code for a protein of 375 amino acids. The transcript is spliced from 4 exons.